CACUCUGCAUGUCAAUUGAGAGGCGAGGCGGCACGUGAUUAAAGCCUUGGCGCGCGCAGACGCUGCUACUGAGGCUGCAUGGAGCCCGAUCUGUCCGUCGCACCUUCGACCGUCUGCGCGAGACGCCGAGCUGCUCUCUUUAUGCGCUCUUUUUAGCUCAACGUACUGGAGCUCUUUUAUUCUUCGUCCGACUCGAGCCAGCUCCUGUGUGGCCGCCAUUUUACGCAAAGGAGUUUUGUACUGCAAGCCGUAGCUCAAGCUCCUGCGAACCGCCAUCCUCGCAGCACGGUAACAGCCACAGGAGGACCCGAUGCCGAAGAAUAGCAAGGUGACCCAGCGAGAACACAGCAAUGAACAUGUCACUGAGUCGGUGGCUGAUCUCUUGGCUCAUGAAGAGCCAUUGGACUACAAGAGCAGUGUCAUGAAUGUGGACAGGGCUGGCAAGGGCACACCCCAGAAGGACAAGGGGCCCACGGACAUACCCAACGAGGAUGGCCGCCCUGCCUGGAACAGCAAGCUGCAGUAUAUUCUGGCCCAGGUGGGCUUCUCUGUGGGACUGGGGAACGUUUGGCGCUUCCCCUACCUCUGUCAGAAGAAUGGUGGAGGUGCCUACCUAGUCCCAUACUUCAUCCUUCUUCUUAUCAUUGGUAUCCCGCUCUUCUUCUUGGAGUUGGCAGUUGGGCAGAAGAUUCGCCGUGGGAGCAUUGGGGUGUGGAAUUACGUGUGCCCACGGCUUGGUGGGAUUGGGGUGUCUAGCCUCAUGGUCUGUGGCUUCGUUGGUCUAUACUACAAUGUCAUCAUUGGCUGGAGCAUCUUCUAUUUCUUCCAGUCAUUUCAGUACCCUUUACCAUGGAGUGAAUGCCCCAUCAGGAAAAAUGAAACUCAAGCCAUUGUGGAGCCAGAGUGUGAGAAGAGCUCUGCCACCACUUACUUCUGGUACCGACAGACACUCAACAUCACCAGCACCAUUGCUGACAGCGGCGGCCUGAACUGGAGGAUGACCCUCUCUCUGUUUGCGGCCUGGUUCAUCGUCUGUCUGGCCGUCAUCAAAGGCAUCCAGUCUUCAGGAAAGGUGAUGUACUUCAGCUCACUCUUUCCCUAUGUGGUGCUCUUCUGCUUCCUGGUGCGGGGACUUCUACUAAGGGGAUCUGUGGAUGGCAUUGCACACAUGUUCACACCAAAGCUGGAGAAGAUGCUAGAACCACAGGUGUGGCGGGAAGCUGCCACACAGGUUUUCUUUGCCCUGGGUCUGGGUUUUGGUGGUGUUAUUGCCUUCUCCAGCUAUAACAAGCAAGACAACAACUGCCACUUUGAUGCAGUGCUUGUUUCCGUUAUCAACUUCAUCACCUCAGUGUUAGCAACUCUUGUGGUUUUUGCUGUGCUGGGCUUCAAGGCCAACAUCAUGAACGAGAAGUGUGUCAUCGAAAAUGCAGAGAAAAUCCUGGGGUACCUUAAUUCUAAUGUUCUGAGCCAUGACCUUAUCCCCCCACAUGUCAACUUCUCUCACCUAACGACCUCAGACUAUGCUGAGAUGUAUGGUGUCAUCAAGACAGUGAAAGAGGGCAGCUUUGCCCAGUUGGGGCUGGACCCUUGUGUCCUGGAGGAUGAGCUGAACAAGGCAGUCCAAGGAACAGGGCUGGCCUUCAUAGCCUUCACUGAGGCCAUGACUCACUUCCCAGCCUCACCUUUCUGGUCCGUUAUGUUCUUCUUUAUGCUCAUAAAUCUGGGCUUGGGAAGUAUGAUCGGGACCAUGGAAGGUAUAACUGCACCUGUCCUUGACACCUUCAAGAUCCGGAAGGAGAUCUUCACCGUGUGCUGCUGCAUAGCUGCCUUCAUUUUUGGCCUCCUGUUUGUCCAACGAUCGGGAAAUUACUUUGUCACCAUGUUUGAUGACUACUCUGCUGGACUGCCUCUCACCAUUGUGGUCAUCUUGGAGAACAUCUCUGUGGCCUGGAUCUACGGCACUAAGAGGUUCAUGCAGGAUUUGGAAGACAUGCUGGGAUUCCAGCCCUACCGUUUCUAUUACAUCAUGUGGAAAUAUGUGUCUCCACUAUGCCUAAUCAUACUAAUUUCUGCCACCAUUAUUGAGAUGGCUGUCAGUCCUCCAGGAUACAAUGCUUGGGUACAGGAACUGGCUGCAGAGCGCUUCCAGAACUACCCUCCCUGGGCAGUAGCUAUGUGCUUCGCUCUCAUUAUAGUGGCAUUGCUACCGCUGCCAAUGGUCUUUAUUGCCCGACAAUUCAAUCUAAUUUCGGAUGGAUCCAACAAGCUGUCAGUUUCUUACAAAAAGGGAAUGAUGAAGGACAUGUCCACCCUUGAAGAUCAGGAUGAAACACGUUUCAUCCUCAGCAAGAAUCCCAGUGAAACUCCAUCACCUAUGCCAACUCAUCGUUCCUACCUUGGUCCUUGCAGCACUUCCCCACUAGAAAUGACCAACAGCACCCCCAGCAGUGGCUAUGGGACUGGCUAUCAGAUGACCAUAACUCCUGAAUCUGAGCUAUGAUCCCGUCAAUGCUUCUUCUCUGGGCACAAUACCGAAGCAGAAAGGGAGACGAUCCAGGACUGGUAGUGUCCCCCACCCCAUUCUCUCACACUCCAGGGACUCACAGGAUGUUUCUCAACCCUCAUCCAAAAGGAAGUGCUCCUAUUACAGUGUUUCUCCUACCAUAUUCAGAGCCUGAAAGCACUAAGUCUAACUUUCAAAAUCGUCCAUUACGUGUUAGCGACUCCCCUCAAUAAAUUCAUAAAUAGGUCAGAGGAAAAACAAACUGCAAUUGAGCAGAUAGGAGGUGGAGUUGAGUGAGGAAUCUACUGCUUUGCUGAAGUCUGUUUGUUGAAGGCUUCUUGCUUCAUUUGGAACUCCAUAAAGUUUGCUGUGGUUGAGGUGUCUGUAAUGUUGCAAUAAACUAAACAUUAUGAAUACUGUGGGCUAUACCAGGUGGUUUCAAAAGGAAGGCUAAAGGAAAAAAAAAAGAUUUUUUUUUUUUUCCUCUUUUGUCUUGAAAAAAUCUGAUUAAUAAAAUAUUCAGGAAUGUCGGGUUCCAUUGCCUUACCACAUCAAAAUUUUUAGAGUCUUUUUGCCUGUUUGAUUGUCCUAAGGCCCACAGCUGACUAAAAAACUUCACCCUUGUUGGUUGUUUUUGGGCAAUAACUUGUGGAGAGUAAUUUUUAAAUAAUCUUGGCCUUCCUCUAGGGAUUAGACAUAGAAUGCUUGUGUUUGUUCACCUUUUUUGUCUGUAGUCUGAUGGCUAGAUUCCCACUGUGUGGUUUUGGAUAUGCUGGUGCUCCUGCAUUGGACUCAUGACUAUUUAUGAUGCGUUAAACCCAUUGUAGUUAAAGAUUGUAUUGUCUGCAACACAUGGACAGUUAAAUUAUAGAAAAUAUCUCGACUUCUAUAGGAGUUCACGUUAGCAACUUUGUGAAUUGAUGAAUUUGUGAAGCUGACAACAAUGACAAUGACACCAAAAAAUCUCAUAUAUUUGUUGUUAGAGUAGAAAUAGUAACUUUAAGUACAUAUAGUUAAAUUAGGUAGUGUAAUAUCACUUUGUGUCUGAAAAAAGUAUUUCUUAAUGGAAACUGAAAAGGUUUCCCUAUGCUUAUGAGCAGGAUGCUUCACUUUUGUGAGUAUGGUUAUGUUCACAGAGAAACCAUGAUAUGGUGGACUUAAUGCCACAGUAUGCACAGUAUAUAUUAAUUAUGUCACUGUAAUGUAGCUUUGAGCAUUAGGAGAUGAUCCAGUACCCUAUAUGACUACCAGCAAAACCAGUAGGAGGUGUAGUUCUGUCCAUGUACACAGGCUGGGAAAAGGGGUCAAGAAGUUGCAUUUUUGGACCAAAAAAACACGUUAUGUUCCUUGUGAUAUUCCUUUUCUAUUAUGCCUAUUUCUGAUAUCCAGAUUGAAUAAUUUUUUUUUUUUUUUUAUUUAAACCUAUCAUCUUUUCAUUUCAACAAGCACAAAAAUUUCACAGUACCACUGCUCAAAUGGUUUUUAAUAAUAUUUGCACAUUUAACUAAAGACUCUUGAAAGCAAUGAUAAUUGAUAAUCAUGUAACUGGAUAAAAUAUGUGCAAAUUUUUUGUGCAAAUAGUUUGAUGUGUCAAACAAAGACAAUUAUUUAUAACUCCCUGGGAAAGGUAACAGAAUGCUUGUCAGGGGUCUACUCACAAGCAGAGAACACAUACUUCAUAAAGUACACAGGCUCCUCAUAUUAUGAAGGCUGAGUACCUGGUCAAAGACCUUAUUCCCCCUCAGAGGCCAAAGACAAGUUUUAGCUGAAUUUGUGACUAAAUGAUUCCUGUGGUUUCAGACGACUGCAACCCUUAACUGGACAAGCAGUUACUCACAAUAAAUGAUUGGCUGCAUGCAUUUUAUUUAUUCAUCUGUUUUCUGAAAUUUCUUUAGUGAAGCAAAUGAACCUGUUAUUACCCAUAAAGCUGAUAGAGGACAGUAAAACUCACCCAAGCAGAAUAGAAGAGUAGGAUUGCCUUAUUCAGUUGGUUUCCACAGCAUUUAUAAAUCAUUGCUGAUGUUAAAUAAUUUUGGCCAUCAGUAACAAGAUCACGCAUGUGAUGAAUUGUCAACAGUCAGAACUGAACAGAGUUUUGCAGAUACAAUAUAUUUUUACUUUAAGUA
This is a messenger RNA of Scleropages formosus (Asian bonytongue), 4632 nucleotides long. It is a transcript of the gene slc6a17, whose product is annotated as solute carrier family 6 member 17. Bases 311 to 2503 code for a protein of 730 amino acids. The record is from RefSeq and is a predicted model, not a curated record. Gene Ontology annotation, cellular component: plasma membrane; synaptic vesicle. NCBI's taxonomy places the organism in Eukaryota, Metazoa, Chordata, Actinopteri, Osteoglossiformes, Osteoglossidae. The transcript is spliced from 12 exons. Gene Ontology annotation, biological process: L-leucine transport; sodium ion transmembrane transport; glycine transport.